Messenger RNA from Aquila chrysaetos chrysaetos, 1113 nucleotides. RefSeq names its product insulin like growth factor binding protein 7 (gene IGFBP7). Gene Ontology annotation, biological process: regulation of signal transduction; regulation of cell growth. Gene Ontology annotation, cellular component: extracellular region. The record is from RefSeq and is a predicted model, not a curated record. Gene Ontology annotation, molecular function: insulin-like growth factor binding. NCBI's taxonomy places the organism in Eukaryota, Metazoa, Chordata, Aves, Accipitriformes, Accipitridae. The transcript is spliced from 5 exons. The coding region runs from base 39 to 905 and encodes 288 amino acids.
CAUAAGUGCCUGCCGGGGGCGGGCGGCGCCGUGCCGCCAUGCCGCCCUCCGCGCUGCUGCUGCUGCCGCUGCUGCCGCUGCUGCUGCCGGCGGUGCCCGCUCCGGCGGCGGCGACGGCGGCGGCGGCGGCGGCGACGGGCUGCGGGCCCUGCGAGGCGGCUCAGUGCCCGGCGCUGCCGCCGCGGGGCUGCCCGCUGGGCCGGGUGCGGGACGCCUGCGGCUGCUGCUGGCAGUGCGGCCGGGGCGAGGGGGAGGCGUGCGGCGGCGCUGCGGGAGGCCGCUGCGCCCCCGGCCUCGAGUGCGUGAAGAGCCGCCAGCGCCGUAAGGCCAAGGGCGGCCCGGCGGCGGGACACCCCCCCUCCGCCGCCGCCGCCCCGUCCGGCGUGUGCCUCUGCAAGAGCCGCUACCCGGUGUGCGGCAGCGACGGGCUCACCUACGGCAGCGGCUGCCAGCUCCGCGCCGCCAGCCUGCGCGCCCAGAGCCGCGGCGAGCCCGCCAUCAGCCAGCGCAGCAAGGGAGCCUGCGAGCAAGGACCCUCCAUUGUGACCCCUCCUAAGGACAUCUGGAAUGUGACAGGAGCACAGAUCUACCUGAGCUGUGAAGUCAUGGGCAUCCCAACCCCUGUCCUCAUCUGGAACAAGAUAAUUCGGGGACAGUAUGGUGUCCAGAGGAUGGAGCUUCUGCCUGGGGACCGGGAAAACUUGGCUAUCCAGACCCGAGGGGGCCCUGAGAAACACGAAGUGACUGGCUGGGUGCUCAUAUCUCCUCUGAGCAAAGAGGAUGCUGGAGAAUAUGAGUGUCACGCAUCAAAUGCCAAAGGAGAGGCAACAGCUUCUGCAAAAAUCCACGUUGUGGAAACUCUGCAUGAAAUAGCCCUGACCAAAGAUGACGGUGCAGAGCUGUGAUGUGAGGACUUUCACUUCGCACAGUUUUAAAUUAGUGUUUUGGAAAGCUGCAACCUCUGGCUCACUAAUCAUUCCCUCUUACUCCCUUAUUCUUUGAUCACCAAUUUGCUUGCGCACUUCUUUCACAGAUACACAAAUAAAGAGAUUCACAAGUUUGAUUACAAAUUUUAAUUCUAUUUACAGGAAAUAAACAUACUUUUGAACAGCA